AUGACAGUUACACCAACCCAAGAUAAAAUUAUCAAAACUAAGCAAUGCUGCUUAGCACUCCUUAACAAACAAACCUCUACUAUACAAGACUUAGCUGAGGUUAUUGGUGUACUAGUAGCCAACUUUCCAUGUGUGGAAUUUGGACCAUUACAUUAUCGACAUUUAGAGAAAGAUAAAGUUCAAGCACUUUCUGCCUCCAAAGGAAGCUACCAGGGACGGGUACAACUAUCUUGGAGAUCCCGUAGUGAGUUGCAAUGGUGGAUAGACAACAUUGCAUUUUCCCAUAAGCAUAUAACUCACGAAAAACCCUUAUUUACAAUCCAGUCAGAUGCAUCUACAGCGGGCUGGGGCGCAGCUUUAUCUGGGCAAAGUACAGGUGGCCGGUGGUCAACUGUUGAACAACAACAGCACAUUAAUGUGCCGGAGCUCAGAGCUGCCCUAUUUGGACUCAAAGCAUUUUACCCAUGUGAAGUUGGAAUUAGAUAA
Molecule: messenger RNA, 486 nt
Organism: Paramuricea clavata
Lineage: Eukaryota; Metazoa; Cnidaria; Anthozoa; Malacalcyonacea; Plexauridae
Source: the annotation of a GenBank genome assembly